GCCGCGGAAAAUCGCGACUCCCUGAUCAACAUACUAUAUCGGCCACCGGUGUCGUCAGCUUGUUUCUUGCAUUGCAUUGCACUCACCCGACGACAUGGCGGACGGCGACCAGAACCAGCAGCCGCCGCGCUACUGGUUCCCGUACUGGAGCGGGGCGCCGCCCGCGGUGCGCCCGCAGGUGUCGCGCCGGCUGUCCCCGACUACAGCGCCGUCCUCGCCACGCCGCCCGUCUCCUUCCCACCCCCGCCAACCGACUGCACCGGCGACCAGGGGCGCCGCUCCUCCGACUCCUCCUCAUGCGUCCUCCCGGCCGUCCCCGUCCCGGGCCUCGCCGCUCGCGCCCAUCCGUGAGCUGCCUCCCCAGUCCAACACCAACUCGAACGCCGCCGCGCCGGCCAGGCCGCCUCCUAAGCCGGUCGCCCUGCCCGCCACGCCCAAAACCAAGGACGUCGACGUCGUCCCGCAGCCGGAGAAAACCGCCGUGCACCCGACUGCUGCGGCUGAGACCAAGCACGGCAAGGGCGACGAACACCACCACAAGGAGGCCGACAAGGAGAAGAAGGAUGAGCACAAGAGCAAAGACAAGAAGAACCACGCCGGCGAAGACAGCAAACACGGGAAGGGCAAAGAGAAGAAGAACAAUGCCGACGCCGGCGAGGAGAGCAAGCACAAGGAGAAAGACAAGGAGAAGAAGCACCAUGCCGACGCCGGUGAGGAGGGCAAGCACGGAAAGGAGGCCAAGGCAGAGCACGGGAAGCUGCACGGAGAGAUCAAGGCGGGCGUGGCCGACAUGGUGCGCAGGGCCACUGGCGCCGGACACGGGCAGGGGCACCCGGUGGCGAGCGUGAUCACGCUGGCGGGGGAGAACAAGGGCGCGUCCAUGAAGGUGGGCGGCAAGAGCAAGGACGGCUCGUGGAAGGAGCACCACGGCGGCCACCGGCUGGACGGCGGCACGGUGGACGGGAAGACGGACGGCCAGAAGAAGCAGGGGAUGAUGACGGCGCUGAUCAACAGCAACGUGCAGGUGAUCAACAACUCGCUGCUGCUGCAGAGCUCUUGCAGCGGCGGCGAUCCCGGCGUGCACCUCAAGCUCUCCGCCAAGUCCGCCAAGAAAGACAAGCAGAAGCACGCCGCCGGCCCCGACAAGAGCGACAAAGCUGCUGGAAAGAAAUUAGCACCGGCUCAGGGGCAUGCCGGCCACUUGCAUCGGCGCUAGAUGUAACUAUGUAGUACCAUCUGAGCCGCCAAGAUGUAACUACAUGAAAAUAAGAGCAGCCAUCCACGAUGUACUAGUCUACCAACAUAUACUCUAUGCCAUUGGUGAA
Messenger RNA from Triticum aestivum (bread wheat), 1325 nucleotides. RefSeq names its product serine/arginine repetitive matrix protein 1-like. The coding region runs from base 95 to 1216 and encodes 373 amino acids. The record is from RefSeq and is a predicted model, not a curated record. The transcript has a single exon. Lineage: Eukaryota; Viridiplantae; Streptophyta; Magnoliopsida; Poales; Poaceae.